CUGCGACUAAUCUGACUCCUCCAGCUAGCGGAGCUAGCUAGCAGCAGCCGCUGGCCUCCGUCUGUUUUUAGCUUCUUUUUGUUUUUAAUCUCCUCCUCCUCCGGGCUGGAGGAGAUGUCCUUCACCAUGGAGGAGACCCUGGAGUCCGGCUGGGUCUCGGUCCGGCCCCGGGUCUUCGAUGAGAAGGAGAGGCAUAAGUUCGUCUUCAUCGUGGCCUGGAACGACGUGGAGGGGAAGUUGGCCAUCACCUGCCACGACCGGACCGUGCAGAGGCGGACUGCUGCUCUGCUGGACCCGCUGCUCGACGCGGUCCCGGGUCCUCCUCCCGGUGCCUCCUCCGCGGCGGAAAAAGGCACAAAAAGUCCCGUGACGGCGAAGAAAGACGGUAAAGUUCGACCCCACUCGGUCCCGAAGGGGAAAGCCAUAACAAAGACCAGUACCGGGGAGAAGAAACUCUCCAGCUCCAAGACCUCGGACUGUGUGAGCACCACGCUGGGCUCCUGGGACCUUGUGACCCCCAAGGUGGUCGACAUGGAGAUCCUGGACCCGGUGGAUGAUGCAGACCCGGGAGACGGGGACAGCUCGGGCCGGGAGGACUUCAGCUGGGCCGGGCUGUUCUCCUUCCAGGACCUGCGGGCGGCCCACCUCCAGCUGUGCGCCGUGAACUCGGCCCUGGAGCCGUGCCUGCCCCGCUUCCCGGAGGAGCAGUCCGGCGUGUGGUCGGUGCUGUUCGGGGCUCCGGGGGUCCGGGUGUCCCAGCGGGAGACGGACGCGCUGUGCUACCAGCUGCAGGUGUACCUGGGCCAUGCCCUGGACACCUGCGGCUGGAGGAUCCUCUCCCAGGUGCUCUUCUCCGGGAGCGACGACGCGGAGGAGUACUACGAGAGCCUGAGCGAGCUGCGGCAGAAAGGCUACGAGGAGGCUCUGGAGAGGAGCAGGAGGCGCAUGCAGGAGGUGUUGGACAAACACAAAGCCAUGGACAGCAUGGUGGAGUUGCUGCAGGUGUACCCGGAGGAGGACGAGGCGUACGGAGAGCUGCUGGAGGCCACCACGCAGCUCUACCACUACCUGCUGCAGCCCUUCAGGGACAUGAGGGAGCUGGCCAUGCUGCGCAGACAGCAGAUUAAGAUCUGCCUGGAGACGGAGCGUCUGGGUCCCCGGAGGGUGGAGGGCCUGAGGAAGGAGGACGAGGAGUGGCAGAAGAAGGCUCACGCUGCCGUUCUCUCCAUUCAGGACCUGACCGUCAAGUUCUUUGAAACCACGACUCGAGCACAGAAAGCGUUGUACGAGCGAAUGCGAGCCGACCAGAGGAAGUUCGGUAAGGCGGCGUGGACGGCAGCGGUGGAGCGCAUGGAGCGGCUGCAGUACGCCGUCUCUAAAGAAACGCUGCAGCUGAUGAGAGCCAAAGAGAUCUGCCUGGAACAGAGGAAACACGGCCUGAAGGAGGAGAUGCAGAGUCUGCAGGGCGGGGAGGACGCCAUGCUGCGUCUGGACCAGCUGGAGGCGCUCUACUAUGAGUUCCAGCUGCAGCUGUAUGAUGUCGGGGCGGAGGUGCUGCGCUGUGAGGAGCUGCUGCUGACUGCGCAGCUGCAGAGUCUGCGCAGGCAGAUGACAGAGCGGCAGGAUGAGGUGGUGUACUACGAUGCCUUUGAGAGUCCUGAUGCCAUGAAGGGGGAGGAGGACCCCGCUGCUCCUCCCUCCCCCCUCAGAGAGGAGGAGCUGCUCCUCCUGCAGCAGAGGACCCGGCAGCUGGAGGCCCGCAGGGGGCGCAUCACCUCCAAGAAGGUCUACCUCAAGAACAAGAAGGAAAUCUGUAUUGUUAAUCACAACCACAAGAUACAACAGAGAGAAGGUUGCCAUGGUGAUUCCCUGCAGACACUACAGCAGGGAGGAGGAGCUGAGGAGGAGGAUGGGAGGAGCAGCAUCAGAGUGAGUGAGGAGAGACGGAGAACUCUGGACCGACUCCGCAGCCUCAAACAGCGCUACCCGGGCCAGGUGACGGUGAGAACCAGCCGGCUGCGGCAGCCUCCCAGCAGGAGGAGAAACGCUCAGCUGGCCUCCACCAGCGUCCAGACUGACUCCUCCCCCUGCUCCUCCUCCUCAGACCUCCCUCAGCUGUCUGCUCCUCCUCCUCCUGACUCCUGCAGCUGUGACAGCCUCUCUUUACCCACAGUUCAGACUCUGGACUCCUCGCCUCCUUUCCUCUCGCUGCCUCCUCUCUCAGCUCCUCCAUCUAUCCUGUCACUGGGUCCUCCUCCUCCUCCUCCUCCUCCUCCUCCUCCCCCUCCUCCUCCUCCACCACUCCCUCCCUCAGAGGAGCAGCAGGAGCAGCAGGGGGGGAGGAUGGAGGAGAACCCCAGCCCGGAGCGGCAGCAGCAGUCUGACUCCUCGUCUCCUCCUCUCGCUCCCUUCUCUCCUCGCUUCUUCGACAGCAGCCAGCUGCAGACGGCCAGGAAGAAGCUGAAGAAGACCUCCUCGCUGGACUCCUCGCAGUGGAGGAGAGCCGGCUCCCCGAUGGACGAGGUUCUGGCGUCUCUGAAGCGCGGCUGCUUCCACCUGAGGAAGGCGGAGCUUCGGGUCCUGGCGCCGGACCCCGACGACGACAGCGACAACAUCCUGGCUCAGAUCCGGCAGGGCGUCCGGCUGAAGAAGGUCCGGACCCGGCCGGAGCAGCAGCGCCACGCCAAGACCUUCCCCCACUCCGCCGACGCCCUGACCCGCAGCAUCCACGAGGCUCUGAGGAGGAUCAAGGAGGCGUCGCCAGAGUCCGAGUCCGAGGACGAAGGUCUGCCCUGCACCGACUGGGAGAACUAGAGAACUAAGGAUGGAAGAAGGUUUUUUAUGGAUUUAUGGAGCCAAACGGAGAGAAAGAAGCAGAGCGGCCCGGUUCAACCAGCUGGAGCUCAAUCUGAACAAAAACCUGAUUUACUUUGUUUUUUAUAUCAGAAAACCGCUCAGAAGUAUGUUGUUUUUUUAUUCAUACUUCUGUGUUUGUAAAGAUGGACCACUAAUCUUUUUUAUGUUGUUGCCGUGGCAACCGAGGAAACAACCUGUAACCUCUCAUUAUGUCAGUCUACAUGUCAGAGUCGUACUGUAGCUUGCUGUGAUGGGUUUGUUUUAGGACGUGAGUGUUUCUGAUUCUUUUCUCUCUCUCAUGGUAAUAACACCUCACUGAAUAAUG
Molecule: messenger RNA, 3181 nt
Organism: Centropristis striata (black sea bass)
Lineage: Eukaryota; Metazoa; Chordata; Actinopteri; Perciformes; Serranidae
Gene: jmy
Product: junction mediating and regulatory protein, p53 cofactor
Exons: 10
Coding region: 115-2814 (899 amino acids)
Biological process (GO): intrinsic apoptotic signaling pathway by p53 class mediator; 'de novo' actin filament nucleation; Arp2/3 complex-mediated actin nucleation
Cellular component (GO): nucleus; cytoplasm
Molecular function (GO): actin binding; Arp2/3 complex binding; transcription coactivator activity
Source: RefSeq, a predicted model, not a curated record